GUUCACUCCGUGACCGUAUGUACUAGGAUGAACAGCGAGCGGAUCCAAAUUCUACAUCCAGGAGUACGAGCACUUGAAUUGUUCUGUACUCUGUACGAAUUGGGCUCGUGAACGGUCUCGGAUCUCCAGUGUCGUGGCAUCUCGCACCCUCGAAGAGACGGGCAGGCGGUGUUCGUCGCACUGUACCUGUACGGUAUCCUCACAUCAGUGCAUGAUGAGGACCACUCCGGAGGCGGCGCUGGCGACCUCAGCCACUAUGAAUUGACACUAAUUCUAAAGAUGGUCCUCAAUGGCGUUGGACACAUAACUUUUGGGCAGGCCCUUAGUUGGCACUACUGUCGCUAAUCAACUCGUUGAAGUGUAAAGGUGCCACUGAGUACGGAGUACGGUAAGACUCUCGGUGCUGUGGGACUGACAGCAAAAUUGACCCAAAUCCACCCCCCACCCAGAUGGAGGGCGCCCAAGGCGUGGGCCAUGUGCUCUACUUAUCACAUCAAAACGUGCGCUGCCACGUCUUUGGCAGAGGCGACCUUUGGAGCUACUUUGUUUGCACUCAUUCCAGCUUCUAUCGCAAUCACCUUCGACCAUAGCACCAAUGUCGUCCACAAGCGUCUACACCGGCGUCUGGACUGACUGGAGCCAUGGCCGCGCUACAGGUCUGACCCUUACGCUGACCCAAGAUCACUCCGGGUACCUGCAAUCAUUCCUCGCAAUUCUGGUCACUUUCGCAGGCGCACAGUUAUGGAAAACUGUAGCCUUUGUUCUGCAUGACCUCGGCACGGGAAAGCCCCUCCAGAGGCACGAGUUGACCCAUCAGCAGCAGCAGAUCAUCCUACGUAACUCACACACCGCUGGAAACACCAUAGCAGAUCUGGUUCUCCUGGUAUGGGCGUGGAGAAAGCAGGGCGUCAGGCUGACGAGGCCUUAUGUGUCGAUUGCUCUGGCGUCGCUGAUACUGGCUGGCUUCUCAGUUGCGGGUGUAUUCACGGGCGAAAUCACAAAGAGCGCAAGCAGACGUAUGCUGGCGAGAAGCGGCACCUGCGGUACAUGGCAAGCCACGGGUGAUGCGACGACCUACGCCACAACCGCAAUGUAUGCCCAGAAAAAGGUCAACGACACUUUGAGCGCGGCCAACUACGUAGCAAAUUGCUAUGACAACACGUUGAACUCCUCCUCUCUCCAGUGCAACAGAUUUUCCCGACAAAGCCUACCGUAUACCUUGCAGCAUAACGUUUCCUGCCCUUUUGACGACAGCUUUUGCAUAGAUGGUGCUACGAGUGCGAUCUCAUUUGACACUGGCCUUCUGAAUUCACACGAGGACCUUGGGAUAAAUGCUCCCACGGAGAAUCGCGUCCAGUAUCGACGACGCACAGUCUGUUCGCCCCUCGUCUUUGGGGACAAGUUUUGCCGAGUGGAAAACGACACCCUCUCAGGCUUAGGUGCCGUGGAUGAAUUUAUUCGUUGCUACACGGGUCCGACCGUUUACACCAAUUAUACCUUCGGUGUCGACACGCACACAUACUUCGUCGGUACCUCUGGCUAUCAACUGCAGGCUUAUUACGCCGAAGCCGGGGCCAACCAGACCACAUGGCGACCUAUACCCGAGCUUGCUAGGACGGAUGCAGACGUAACUGUUUUCUACCUCGCGCAGAACAAUGUACUCUACGCGAACCCUGUCGACGAUCCAUUCUUCUCGGCUCAUCAAGCAAGGACCACACCCUUCGGGACGAACCGAGAUGCUCUGACAGAGGUUACAAUGUAUGCUUUUGAUUCCUGGAUCGACGCCAUGGGUUGCAUCGACCAACAUCAAAUCUGCAAUCCGUCGCCACGCAAUGCCUCAAGCCAAGUCUGCACACCUCUGACGGCGCUGUCUGGUGUGGAAGAGGCCAUGAUCGCCAACUCCACGGACGAGGAUAGCUCGCACCUUUCGAUGAAUCCGUACCAACUCAGCACCGCUAUCCGUAUCUUCGAGGCGGUCGACGGAUGGGCCAUCUUCGACGUGGUCAAUGCCGGUGGCGCUGCCGCGCUGAAAGCCAAUGACGUCCUGGUUGGCCUCAGCAGUCCCGGACUGCCCAUUGACCAAUGGGUGACCGAGACAAGCACGUGGUUUGCACAAACUCUCGCGGCCGUCCAAUCUGUCAUUGUUCAGUACGCCACCGGUCCUGGGACGACUCAAGGCGAGGUCGUCUCUCCCACCACCAAGUAUGACGCUGCCGGAUGCAACAAUCAACUUGUCUUUAGCAGCGGCGCCUACCAGAACUUUAGCGUGCUGGGGAUCGCAAUCGUCGUGGCCUUGUCGGGCUUGAUCAUCCUGCUUUCCUUCGUCCUCCGUCCGAUCACCAAUUUGUUGUUGUACAGGGGUAACGCCAGGCGAUGGCACCGUCACCUCUGGUUGAUGGAGGACAAACUGCAGCUACAACGACUGGCCUACCAAGGAGGCGGCGAUCGUCAAGGGUGGGACAAUGUUCAUGGAACCAUCCCCAUCUCUGGAAAACACCAGCUGUUCGAUGACAUGACAGCCGUCGAUGACAGAACCCUCCAUUCACCACCAUCGGUCUAUCCGAUGGAUCCCUUGCCAAGUCGGUUGAGCUAUGACAAGCUCCGACGACCACUGAACAGUACCCAGUCUAUAAAGGAAGGCUCCUAUCUCUUGAGACCGGAAUAGCGAAUAUUUUGUGGGGAUACUUAGAGACAACAUUAGAUAGUAGAAUUAAUCUGUGAGCUCGG
Messenger RNA from Exophiala oligosperma, 2727 nucleotides. RefSeq lists its product as uncharacterized. The coding region runs from base 596 to 2665 and encodes 689 amino acids. The transcript has a single exon. The record is from RefSeq and is a predicted model, not a curated record. NCBI's taxonomy places the organism in Eukaryota, Fungi, Ascomycota, Eurotiomycetes, Chaetothyriales, Herpotrichiellaceae.